AUGGGUAUAGUGGCUACUCUUUAUCCCGUUACCGACAGCCAUAACACACUUUGCAUAGAAGCUGUGUCAGGUACCUCUACCGAUGGGUAUGGUGGCUACUCUUUGUCCGUUACCGACAGCCAUAACACACUUUGCGACAGAAGCUGUGCUGUUCCUAUACCGAUGCGUAUAGUGGCUACUCUUCCCGUUACCGACAGCUAUAACACACUUUGCGACACCGCAACACGCACGACCAGAAGCUGUGUCGGUUCCUCAUACCGAUGGGUAUGGUGGCGCCACUCUUUAUCCGUUACCGACAGCCAUAACACGCUGUGCGACAAAGCUGUGUCCCGAAGCUGUGUCAGUUCCUCAUACCGAUGCAUUAUAGUGGCUGCUCUUUAUCCCGUUACCGACAGCCAUAACACACUUUGGGACAGAAGCUGUGUCAGUUCCUCUUCGUACCUCAUUAUCCGUUACCGGGCCAUAACACACUUUGCGACAGUGGUGUCGGUACCCUGUCGUACUCUUUAUCCGUUACCGACAGCCAUAACACACUUUGCGACGAAGCUGUGUCGGUACCUGUACCGAUGGGUAUGGUGGCUACUCUUUAACCACGUUACCGACGUACGCAGCAACACACUUUGCGACGAAGCUGUGUCAGUUCCUCGCCGCCGAUGGUAUGGUAAUACUCUUUAUCCGUUACCGACAGCCAUAACACACUUUGCGACCAGAAGCUGUCGGUACCUCAUACCGAUGGGUAUAGUGGCUAUUCUUUAUCCGUUACAGACGGCCAUAACACGCUACACCGACCCAGGCUGUGUCGGUACCCAUCGCUUACCGAUGGGUAUAGUGGCUACUCUUUAUCCCAUUACCGACAGCCGCAACACACUUUGCGACAGAAGCUGCUGUCAGUUCCUCAUACCGAUGGGUAUAGUGGCUACUCUUUAUCCCGUUGCCGACAGCCAUAACUUGCACUUUGCGGCAAGGCUGUGUCGUUACCUCGCAUACCGAUGGGUAUGCAACACACUUUGCGACAGAGCUGUGUCAGUACCUCAUACCGAUGGGUAUGGUAAUACUCUUUAUCCCGUUACCGACGAAGCCAUAACACACUUUGCGACAGAAGCUGUGUCGGUUCCUCAUACCGAUGGGUAUGGUGGCUACCUCUUUAUCCCGUUACCGACAACCGCCGCUUUACUUUGCGACAACUGUGUCAGUACCCUCAUACCGAUGGGUAUGGUGGCUACUCUUUAUCCGUUACCGACAGCCAUAACAUUUGCGACGAAGCUGUCAGUUCCUCAUACCGAUGGUAUAGUGGCUACUCUUUAUCCAUUACCGACAGCCCACUUAACACGUGCGACAGAAGCUGUGUCAGUACCUCAUACCGAUGGUAUAGUGGCUACUCUUUGUCCGUUGCCGACAGCCAUAACACCUUUGCGACAGAGAAGCUGUGUCGGUACUCAUAGCCGAUGGGUAUGGUGGCCUCUUUUUCCCGUUACCAACAGCCGCAACACGCUUUGCGACAGAAGCUGUGUCGUUCACCUCAUACUGAUGGGUAUAGUGGCUACUCUUUGUCCGUUACCGACAGCCGCAACACACUUUGCGACAGAAGCUGUGUCAGUACCUCAUACCGAUGGGUAUGGUGGCUACUCUUUAUCCGUUACAGACGGCCAUAACACACUUUGCGACAGAAGCUGUGUCAGUACCUCAUACCGAUGGGUAUAG
Molecule: messenger RNA, 1701 nt
Organism: Acanthosepion pharaonis
Lineage: Eukaryota; Metazoa; Mollusca; Cephalopoda; Sepiida; Sepiidae
Source: the annotation of a GenBank genome assembly